Molecule: messenger RNA, 2319 nt
Organism: Brettanomyces bruxellensis
Lineage: Eukaryota; Fungi; Ascomycota; Pichiomycetes; Pichiales; Pichiaceae
Exons: 1
Coding region: 1-2319 (772 amino acids)
Biological process (GO): regulation of transcription by RNA polymerase II; RITS complex assembly; regulatory ncRNA-mediated heterochromatin formation
Cellular component (GO): SAGA complex
Source: RefSeq, a predicted model, not a curated record
AUGUCAUCAUCGGUUGAGCAAAGCAAAAACAGGCUAGAAUUGGCGCCAGAGCUGAAGCUGGCGGUGUUUGGCACGGAUUCGGACAAGGUGAUCAGCAAAGUGUCUUCAUACAAAGACGUAAAGCAGUCAGAUGAAGAUUUUAAGGAUGUGGUGGAUUCGCCGGAGUUUGAGGGACUGAGCCACUGGAAGGACUUGGGAAACUUUCUGGAAACACUGCGGCAGAAGCCACGUGACCCACAGAACCCUCUCAACUCGAGGGAUCCGCUCGAGAAGCCCGUUUCGUAUCGGAUAUGCAACAUUUGCGACAAUCCGAUCUUGGAGUCUUCUAUGGCGGACCACAUUGUUCAGUGCCAGGAGCGGAGCAGGAGGCGGGAGGAGGAGCAGAAGAAGGUGGGAGGUGUGGAUGGUGGCGAGGCGAGAAACGACGAUGUGAUUGUAUUGGAUGGGAUAUAUGAGGGGAAGGAGGAUAAGAGUGAAAAGAGUGAAGGCAAGAAACAAGAAAAUACACACGAGGGGCCAAGGAAGAACGGCCGCCGGACCGGGCGGAGGGCAGGCCCCGGUAAGUCGUCCUCACCCACGCCGUUGUCUGCAUCGGGUACACCGGGGGCCACCGGGGAGACGGGCAAACGGAGAGGGGCCCACCACACGCACCCGCGAAAGGCGAAAAAACCAAGAAAAACCCGGCGGAGCAAAAAUUCGCGGAGCAAGGGCCCGGUGGACGUGGAGACGCAGUGCGGGGUGCCCCUCCCCAAUGGGGGAUUUUGUGCCCGGUCGUUGACGUGCAAAACGCACUCUAUGGGGGCUAAGCGUGCGGUGCCGGGCCGGUCGAGGCCGUACGACGAACUUUUGGCGGCGUACCAGCGGAAAAACCAGGCGAAAAUGGGGGCGGCAGCAGCAGCAGCCCAGCAGGCGAAGGAUGAUAUGAUCCACGGGGGCAGCGUGCCGUUGGAUGACGAGGAGGAGACCCGGGAGGUUCUGCAGGGCGUUUCGCGAUCCGCGGCCUGGCCCCUGGAGAGAAAAGUUUUGAUGCCGGCCAGAAUGCGGACGGGAUUUUUGAGGAUGCGCGAGAUGUUCGCGACAGCCCUCGGAGGGCACGGGGCAGCCCCCGGGGUGAUCCAGGGCCGGGCGGCAAUUUUGGACGUGGACCGCCCGGCGGACUACGUGCACCCGGUGCGUGUGCAGAGGCAGCGACCCCAGAAGCCCGCGGGGGAGCUGCAGCAGAGGCGGAAGUUGCAGCAGGAGGUGCUGCAAAGGCAGUUGUCGAAGCAGCAAUCGAAGCAAUUGUCGAAGCAAUUGUCUCAACAACUGUCUCAGCAAUUAUCUAAACAGCAAUUGUCUCAACAACUAUCCAAGCAGCAACUGUCUCAACAUCUGUCUCAACAACUAUCUCAACAACUAUCCCACCCCGGUCAAUCCAGCAACCUCCUCGGGACACCCGGUGCGUCUUCCCCAGUAACUGCCAACGCCCUACCGGGGGUCUCCAGGAGCCCAGGCCCGGUGAAUUCCGUCGCUAAUGGGGUCUCCCAAACACAAAGCCCGGCUUCGUUGAUUGCAAACAUGGCCCAUGCGGGGGCUGCUGGCUUUAACCGGCAUCCUAUGUCUGUCCAGGGCUCCAUUCGGCCUCAGAGCUCGCUGAACAGCCAGGGGCAACAGCAGCAACAACAACAACAACAACAACAACAACAACAACAACAACAACAAUUAUCUCAACUGCCUCAACAACUCUCCCAGCAGCAGCAACUCAUCCUCAGAAGAAAACAAUUAAAGCACCAGAAACUCAUCGCUAUCGCCAGAGCCAACGGAAUGACCGAGCAGGAGCUCAUCGCCAAGUUGCAGAGGCAGCAGCAGCAACGGGCAAGGCUGCUUCAGGCAAAGCUGCAGAGCAUGACCCCGCAGCAGAGGCAGCAGUUCAUUGUUCAGCAGCAGCAAAGAAGACAGCAGAUGAUGCAGAGAAGGCAGGCGCAGCAGGUGCAGCAGUUUGCAGCCAAGAACAAUGCCAUCCAGGCUGCAGCAAACGGCCUGUUGAUGGACUUGCAGCCGCUCAGCCAGCAAAGCAGCUCUGCAGCAUCGGUCGGCAGCAUUCCCGGCUUGGCAAUGCAGUCCCCGGUCGCCAACAAUGGUCAAAACUCCAACGUUCAGUCGCCUGCGUCAUCCCUGAUGCAGCAAUCCCCCAUCAACUCGCCUCUGAAUUCUCCCAUGAAUGCCAACAUCUCCAUGCAGCAGCAGCAACAACUUCAACAUCAGCAAUCGGCCUCUCCGCAAGGUCCAAUGGCAGGCCAGUUCUCUGCCAGCCAGUUGUUUGAGAAUAUGGGCUUCUGA